Messenger RNA from Peromyscus leucopus (white-footed mouse), 1163 nucleotides. Its product is annotated as 60S ribosomal protein L34-like. The record is from RefSeq and is a predicted model, not a curated record. Gene Ontology annotation, biological process: translation. Lineage: Eukaryota; Metazoa; Chordata; Mammalia; Rodentia; Cricetidae. The transcript has a single exon. The coding region runs from base 491 to 841 and encodes 116 amino acids. Gene Ontology annotation, molecular function: structural constituent of ribosome. Gene Ontology annotation, cellular component: ribosome.
CCUGGUCUACACAGUGAGUUUCAGAACAGCCAGGGCUACACAGAGAAACCCUGUCUCAAAAAAAACCAGAAAACUACAAGCAUACAAAACAUUUUUAGGGUUUGAUGGCAGAUUUAAUGGCAUGUCACUGCAAAUUCCUGUCUCUUUGUAGUGAGUAAUAAACAUAUUUCUUUUUAGCUCUUUAUGUAUAAUUUACUUGACCCAAAAAUUGGUUUGUAUAAGUAGGACUGGCCAGAACUGGUUUUCAUGUUGUGUUAUAACUUAAGAACUGAAAGAUGUAAUUGAAGCAGAGGAAGAGUCAGGGACACAGGCAUGUGAAGACAAGCUGGAGAGAGGAAGUUUGCUCUUGGUCCAUCAUCUUGUCUGAUGCCCCUUGAAGCAAGACAUCCCUUUCCUAUUCCCCACAGCUAUUUGUAUUGUGAAUUAAAAGGUAUGUAGAAGCCGCCCUUUCCUUUUCCUCUUCCGGGGACGGUGCUUAGAGGCACUCAGAAUGGUCCAGCGUUUGACAUACCGUCGUAGGCUUUCCUACAACACAGCCUCUGACAAAACCAGGCUGUCUCGAACCCCUGGCAACAGGAUUGGUUACCUUUAUACCAAGAAGGUUGGAAAAGCACCUAAAUCGGCAUGCGGUGUGUGCCUAGGCAGGCUUCGAGGGGUUCGUGCUGUGAGACCGAAAGUCCUUAGGAGGAUGUCUAAGAUGAAGCAUGUCAGCAGGGCCUAUGGUGGGUCCGUGUGUGCCAAGUGUGUCCGUGACAGGAUCAAGCGGGCUUUCCUUAUUGAGGAGCAGAAAAUUGUUGUGAAGGUGUCGAAGGCACAAGCACAGAGUCAGAAAGCGAAAUAAAUAUGCAGCUUUUUAAAUAAAAAAAAAAAGGUAUAUAGAAUAUAUAUGCUGAAAACCUGGAAAUACAGCAUUUAAAUUUUAAUUGGAUUUUUGGGGAGAAAGAGUGAUUUUCUCCUAAUUGGAAAACUCGUCAAGGAGUAAUUCCCUAUUUGUGCAUAGGACACAGAUACCACAUAAGUCACUGGUAAUACCAAUAAACAUAUUGACACACAAAUGAGAUUGUGAAUAAAUUAAUGCUAUUUGAGGUGAUGGAGAUAUAUAUGGAGGCCUUUUGUUUUCUUGGGGAUCAGAUGUGGUUUAGUUUGUAAACUUUCUUCUGGUU